AUGGGCUACAAAAUGGGUGAAUUAAGAAAUAACAGUCUGUAUGACCGUGUCAACAAACUUUUAGUAUCUUAUGAAUGGAGUGACUGCACCUUUUCCGUAUGCGAAAAAAAAUUUAAGGCUCAUAAAUUAAUACUAGGAAUAAGCAGCCCAGUAUUCGAGGCUAUGUUUUAUGGGCCCCUCUCAACUAAUAGUGAUAUUGUUAUAACUGAUAUAGAACCUAAUAUAUUUCAACAAUUGCUUAAUUAUAUUUACACGGACAAAGUUGACAUCACAUCAAUUGAAGAAGCUUUUGAAUUAUUAUAUGUUUCAAGAAAAUACUUACUUGAACACUUGUCAGAAGUAUGCAUAGAAUAUGUACAGUCAAAUGUAAGCAUUGAUAAUGUAAUAACUAUUUUGAACUAUCCUGAUUAUAUGCAAGACAAACAAUUACUUUCAUCUUCUCUUCAGUUAUUCUGUGAACAUGCAAAUUUCUUGCUUCAAGAAAAUAAAAAAAGAAUUUCAAGUUUUUGUCUUCAGAAGAUUCUUACAAGCGAUGAUAUGAAUAUAUCAGAAAAGGACUUAAUAAAAUUUGUUUUCGAUUGGACUGUCGAUUACUGUGAAGCUAAUAAUAUUUCCAUAAACUUUAAAAACAGACGUGAAGUAUUAGUACAGAAUGACUUUUUAAAAUUACUACGAUUUUUUACACUGUCCUUAAAUGAUAUAGAUGAAAUUAUUUUAGAUGAUAAUAAUUUACUUUUACCACAUGAAAGUGAGAACAUAAAACAAGUAUUAAGCAAACAAGUAUUAGAGAUACCUGAUUCACUCAGUCUUAUUACAGUUCCAAGACAUUCAUUAAAAUUGCAGUGGAAUUUUUGUCAUCGCAGCCCAGUUCGAUCAGCUACUCCCAUAAUUAUAGAUUCAAAUCAUAACUUUAUUCAGUGCAGGUUAAAAACUAAUAAAUCCAUAUUCAUAAAUAAUCUCAAUAUACCAUCUCAAAUGGCACCAGUAAUAAAUUAUUGUCACAAUACUCUUAAAAUGUACCACGAACAUAUCUCAAUUUCUUUGCAAUGUGAAUCUGACAACAGUAUUAUUGCACAUUACAAUUUUAAGGAUAAAGUAGAAUAUGAUUCCAAUAUUGAUAUAGAAUUCAAGGAGCCAUGUUUUAUUAAAAAAGACAGUUGGUAUAAAAUAUGUUUCCAUUGGCCAAGGCACGACAGAUAUUAUUCAUUUUCAUAUGGAAUUCAACGUAGAGACACAUUGUAUACAAGCAAUAGAAUUCAUUUGAAGUUUGAAGACUUAUGUUCAGCUUCUGAUAACUAUGGUAGUUUUCUUAGAGGAUUAAAAUUUUGCCUAUGA
This is a messenger RNA of Parnassius mnemosyne (clouded apollo), 1335 nucleotides long. Lineage: Eukaryota; Metazoa; Arthropoda; Insecta; Lepidoptera; Papilionidae. The record is from the annotation of a GenBank genome assembly.